This is a messenger RNA of Hibiscus syriacus, 894 nucleotides long. Its product is annotated as GDSL esterase/lipase At4g16230-like. The record is from RefSeq and is a predicted model, not a curated record. The coding region runs from base 1 to 894 and encodes 297 amino acids. Gene Ontology annotation, molecular function: hydrolase activity, acting on ester bonds. The transcript has 5 exons. Lineage: Eukaryota; Viridiplantae; Streptophyta; Magnoliopsida; Malvales; Malvaceae.
AUGGGCACCAUUACGAACAAGUUUAUCAUUAUGUGUUCGAUACUGUUUCGGAUUUCAGCCAUCGGUUUUGCCCAAAAUACUACUGCCUUUUUCAUCUUCGGAGACUCACUGGUCGAAGUCGGAAACAACUAUUAUAUCGACACGUUGGCAAAACCGAGCUUUCCGAAUGGCAUUGACUUUCCGAGAGGCACUCCAUCCGGACGAUUCACCAAUUCCCGAAUAAUUACAGACAUUAUAGGGGAAGAAUUGGGGUUUCAGGAUUACACUCCUCCUUUCUUGGCACCUAAUACUACCGGAGAUACGAUUUUGAAGGGAGUUAACUAUGCCUCCUCUGGAGCUGGAAUUUUACAAGCCCCCGGAUCACUCUUGGGUGAACGAAUUUGGAUGGAUAAACAAGUGGAUUACUUUGCCAAGACUAGGCAAGACAUCAUAUCAAGAAUUGGUGCAUCAGCGGCUCAAGCAUUGCUCAGAAAUUCACUCUAUUUUCUUGCAAUUGGGUCCAAUGAUAUCUUAUUCGGAGAAUAUGCAACUCUUGAUAAGAACGGUUUUACAGAUGAAGUAGUUUCCAGUUUCAAAUCCCAAAUCACAACUUUACAACAUGGAUCAGUAUUCGUUUAUAUCGAUGGUUAUGCAGUAACGGAUGAUAUCAUUAACAAUUCUAGAUCAUAUGGAUUUGAGAACAUAGACUAUGCCUGUUGCGAAGUGAUAGGGAGACAUGGCGGUCUGAUUCCAUGCACAGAGAUGUCUCGAGUUUGUUCUGACCGGAAAAAGUAUAUUUUUUGGGAUCCAUUCCAUCCAACGGAAUCAGCAAUUUUAAUUGCAGCAAAGUAUAUGCUGGAUGGAGGUCCUGAGUAUGUUUCACCCAUCAAUAUCCGUCAACUUGCUAAUUCCUGA